Molecule: messenger RNA, 1274 nt
Organism: Cololabis saira (Pacific saury)
Lineage: Eukaryota; Metazoa; Chordata; Actinopteri; Beloniformes; Belonidae
Gene: znf511
Product: zinc finger protein 511
Exons: 6
Coding region: 99-980 (293 amino acids)
Source: RefSeq, a predicted model, not a curated record
GCGUCUGUGACGCAGUAAUCUUGCGCCAAUCAAGGACCAAACACAAUUCCCCUACGACGGUUGAAGUUGAAUAUGUGUAACGUUCCCAUAACGAGGUCAUGAAAGCGGAAUCGGUCCAGAAUGAAGCGGGGGGAGGUAUUUCAGCGAGCUGCAGCUAUGAAAACCGUCCGACAGGCGCCUCGGAGCAGCAGCAUCAGUCUGAGGAGAACCCCUUCACUUUCGUCCCUCAGCUCAUCCGCCUGCACAAGGAUCACCAGCUGUUCGAGGAUGGAGACAUCAUCAGACACAUGUAUCUUCAGGACCUCUACAUCUCAGAGGCAGAGGACAAACCCACGCUCAGUGUGUCAGAGUUCGCCUGUCACAUCUCUGGCUGCACUGGACUCUUUAGUACUUUGGAGGACUAUGAGCACCACUACAACUCCUUGCACAGACACGUGUGCUGCUCCUGCCGUCGCUCCCUGCCAAGUGCCCGGCUCCUUGAUAUUCACAUUCAGGAGUGGCAUGACUCCCUCUUUACAAUUCUUGCCCAGAAGCAAGACAUGUACCAGUGUUUGGUGGAAGGAUGUGGACAGAAGUUCAGGACCUGUAAACAAAGAAAAGACCACCUAAUGAAAAUACAUAAAUAUCCACCAGACUUCAGAUUUGACAAAGCUAAAAAAGACAGAGGAUCCAGAGAAGUGAAUAAACAGCAGCAGAAGGACACAGCCAUGGAGGUAGUAGGGGAUGUGUGUGACUCUGAGGGUGUGUGUGAGACUAUGGGCAAUGCCCUGUCCAACCGAGAUGAGCAAGAGGAAUCCAUGGAGAUGCAUGUGUCCGGGGAAGAAGCUGCUCUCAACAGGGAUUUGUCUGCUACGUCUCAGGACUCAGAAACAACUGCAGAACCAAUAAAACCACAAUAUUCAUACAGGGUUCCUUCGACUGUGUGCUUCGGUCAUGGCUCAGUCCGAAGCUUUAGAGGACGACGGGGCAGGAGGAAGUGAAGUACUGCAAUUAGACAUGGUCUUAUGUGUUCUUUGAAAAUGCUUUUUUAAGAUAAAAUGUCAAAUGUGUAAGUAACUUGUAAUAAAUGAAUAUUUUAUUCAGGUACUGAAAGUAGGAUAUUUUUUCUUGCUGUGUUGUUUUUUUGGACUUUUUUUUGUUUUUGUUCAUCUUACACAGGACCAAGUGUGUGACCAAGUGUAAUUAUAAAUGAUAGUGUUAAUGUAAUUUUGCAAGAAAGUUAUGCAAUUGGAUGCAGAUGACUUUCUAUUACUGGAAAGGUUUGGCAGAAGGGU